Molecule: messenger RNA, 4695 nt
Organism: Closterium sp. Yama58-4
Lineage: Eukaryota; Viridiplantae; Streptophyta; Zygnematophyceae; Desmidiales; Closteriaceae
Source: the annotation of a GenBank genome assembly
AUGGACUCUCGCAAUGCUGGUAGCGCAGAGUCAGCGCCGAAUGCGGAGGUAGAACCCGCAGGUGUAAGCGCUGUUAGCAGCAGCGCCAACCACACGAGAGAACGAUGCUCGGAGUCAGCUUCGGGCGAAAUCCCGGCGGCAAUCGCGGUCGGGGGAGGCCCGUGGGGCGCAGUAGGCGACACUGGCGGAAUGGGCUCGGGGGGAGGCGCAGGGGGGAGGGGAACGAGCCCAGCAGUGGCGGCGGGACUAGGCGGAACGCAGGCGAUGCCUCCGCAUCUGGAUUUGCGCGGAGCUGCGAUUCAGACGUUUCCGCGGGACGCUGCUGGCGCGCAGACGACCAUCGUGCUCCCGAAUCAACGGUCGGAUGUGCUCCAUUUCGCACUUGACAUUGGAGGCUCGCUCAUCAAGCUUGUGUAUUUCUCCCGCAUCCCUCCCCACUUGGAACACGGGGGUUCCUUCUCCUCUCUAAUAUCUCCUGGUGCCGCGGCCUCUGCUCCUGCUACCAGCACUGCUGCUGCUGAAAACACAGACGACACCAGCCAGACCAAUUGUGGUGGUGGUGGUGGUGGUGCUGCUGCUCCCCCCACUGCUUCUGCUGCCGCUACUGCAGCAGCAGCUGCUGCGGCUGCCGCUAGGGCGGUUGACAGGCGAGCCUCUUUUUCUGGAGGAGGGGGUUCGUUCCGGUCGGGUGGCGGCGGUCGGCUGCACUUUGUCAAGUUUGAGACGUCGAGGAUCGCAGAGUGCAUUGAGUUCAUCAAAUCCAAGAGGCUUCACAGCUUUGAUAUCUUGGGAAUGGGUGGAGACGAGGAGAGCCUAUGGGGCUACGGUGCCAGCUCACCCCGCAUCAAGGCCACAGGGGGAGGGGCGUUCAAGUACGCGGACCUAUUCAAGGAGAAGCUAGGGGUGGUGUUGGACAAGGAGGAUGAGAUGCGCUGCCUCGUGCUCGGCCUCAACUUCCUCCUGCGCUCCAUCCGAGACGAGGCAUUCACGCACCUGGAGGGCGAGAAACAGUUUGUGGAGAUGCACAGUGGAAACAUCUUCCCCUACCUGCUUGUCAACAUUGGUUCCGGCGUCAGCAUUCUCAAGGUGGACGGGCCGCAGCAGUACGAGAGAGUGAGCGGCGCCAAUCUUGGGGGCAGCCCAAGCUAUGCGAUGUGCUGCUCGUUUUUCACCCCUCCGUACACUCUCGCACCACUUUUAACCUCACAAUGUCUGAUUCAGGUGGACGGGCCACAGCAGUACGAGCGAGUGAGCGGCACCAAUCUGGGGGGAGGCACCUUCUGGGGUCUGGGCCGUCUGCUCACGGGGUGCAAGAGUUUUGACAAGAUCUUGGAGCUGAGUCAGGAGGGCGACAAUGCGGCUGUGGACAUGCUGGUGGGGGACAUCUAUGGCGGGCUUGACUAUGAGAAGAUCGGCCUAUCGGCCUCUACCAUUGCCUCCAGUUUUGGCCGAGUGGUGGGGGAGCAGAAGCAGCUCUCUGAUUACCGUCCGGAGGACAUAGCGCUGUCGCUGCUGCGCAUGGUGUCAUACAACAUCGGCCAGAUCGCCUACCUCAACGCCCUGCGCUAUGGCCUCAAGCGCAUCUUCUUCGGCGGGUUCUUCAUCCGCGGGCAUGCAUAUACGAUGGACACUAUCUCGUUUGCCAUCAAAUUCUGGUGGGUCAAGUUUCAGUGCUUGCAAUUAAGGUGGUCAAUCGCCUACCUCAACGCCCUGCGGUACGGCCUCAAGCGCAUCUUCUUUGGGGGUUUCUUCAUCCGCGGGCAUGCCUACACCAUGGAUUCCAUCUCCUUCGCCAUCAAGUUCUGGUCCAAGGGGGAGAUGGAGGCCAUGUUUCUGCGGCACGAGGGCUAUCUGGGCGCACUGGGCGCCUUCCUAGCACACGAGGAGGACGCGCACGCAGAGGGCCGCGCCCUCUCCCUCACGCCCGGCAUCGCGUCGCUGUCCUCGCUCACGCCGUCGCAGCUGGUGGAGCGCUUCCCCAUGGGCGCACCCUUCUCCAAGGGGGAGAUUAGAGGGCCUGUGAUUAGAGGAUUGAAGGAGAAGGUCUCAUGGGUCGAGAAGUUUGUUCAGGUGGGGAGUGACAUCACGGCGCCCACGCCCACAGGCAAGCCGCCCACCACCACGGGGCUGGGGGGCUUUGCAAGGCCCAGGGAGCAGGGCAAGGAGCUGCGGUCAGAUGAGUCGGCGCUCAGUGUGGGAGUGCUGCACCUCGUCCCCUCGCUGGAGGUCUUCCCGCUGCUCGCCGAUCCAGUCAGCUACGAGCCCAACACAGUGGACCUUGCAGACCCAGAUGAGAGGGAGUACUGGCUUGGAAUUCUGCAGGACCACAUUCCCAAUCUCGUGGAGAAGGCAGUGGGAAGCGAGGGGGCAACAGAGGAUGCCAAGAGGAGGGGAGACGCCUUUGCAUUGGCCUUCAGGGCUCACCUCACCAGAUUGCGCGAGGAGCCAGCAGCGUAUGGGCGGUUGGGGCUGGCAACGCUGCUGGAGAUGCGCGAGGAGUGCCUGAGGGAGUUCCACUUCUUUGAUGCCUACCGUGCUGUCAAGCAGCGGGAGAAUGACGUCUCGCUGUCAGUGCUGCCGGACCUUCUAGCCGAGCUCGACAGCAUUCCUCCUGAAGAGCGCCUACUGACAGUGGUGGGGGGAGUUCUUGCAGCAAAUAUAUUCGACUGGGGGUCGCGCGAGUGCGUGAAGCUGUAUCGCAGCGGCACAAUCCUCGACAUUUACCGCAUGAGCCGUGACAAGAUGAAGCGCCCGUGGCGGGUUGACGACUUUGACGCCUUCCACCAGCGCUGCCAGCACCGCCCCUACAGCAAGGCUCUGCUGUUUGUGGACAAUGCAGGGGCCGAUGUGGUGCUGGGGAUGCUGCCUUUGGCCCGGGAGAUGCUCAGAGCUGGGACCAAUGUGGUGCUGGUGGCCAACUCGCUCCCAGCCAUCAACGACGUCACAGCAGACGAGCUUAUGGUAGUGGUGGCUGAAGCUGCGCAGCACUGCCCUGUGCUUCGAGCAGCAGCAGAGGCAGGAGGGGUGAUGGCAGAGGUUGCUUCAUGGUCAGCUCAAGAGACACAAAUGGGACUGGAGGGGCAGCAAGGGGACGGGAGGCAAGCAACGGUGCAGUCAGAGCAAGCACCAGUGCAAAAUCAACAACAGGAGCAGCAGAAGCAGGAGGAGCAACAGCAGCAGCAGGAGCGACAGGGGGAUGGGGAGCAGCAGGAGGACGGGAAGCAGCGGCAGGUGUUUCUGUCGGUGGUGGCGAGUGGGUCGGGCAGUCCGUGCAUCGACUUCAGACAAGUCACGUGGGAGCUGGCUCAGGCCUGCCAAGGGGCUGAUCUUGUAGUGCUGGAGGGCAUGGGUCGAAGUCUGCACACCAACUACGACACUCGCUUCACCUGCGACUCCCUCAAGCUGGCGAUGAUCAAGAACGAACGGCUGGCAAAGAGGCUGGUGGGCGGCAGCAUGUACGACUAUUCUACUCCCGGGAAUCGCGCCGCGACUCCCGCCGGCUUUUCCGCCUUUCGUUCUUCCGUGCAGCCUACGCUUGCUCCGGAAAGCUCGCAGACCACUUCUUCCGCCGCCUUUGCCUCCGUUUCUUCCGGCGCAAAUUUUGCCGCAUCCAUCGUGCCAGCUGUAGCAGCUCCUAAAAGCUUCCAAGACAUGGCGGUAGCGGCCGGCGCGCCGGUUUUCACGCCGUGGAGCUCGCUAUUCGGGGGAGUACUCAUCGGCGUGGCGGCGACGCUGCACCUGCUGCUGUCGGGGCGCAUCAUGGGCGCCUCGGGAAUAAUCAACGGCGCUAUUUCGGGCGCUUCUGAUUGGCCCUUCCGCGUCGCGUUUCUCGCGUCCAUGUUGGCCGUCGGUUGCGCGGCGCACCUCGCGCUGCCCUCCGCGUUCGGCGCGCCCACCUUCCCCUCGCCCGCGCAAGACCCCGUCGCGUCCGUUCUGCUCCCCGCAGUCGCCGGCGUGCUCGCGGGAUUCGGCUCUCAGCUCGGCAGCGGGUGCACGUCCGGCCACGGGGUGUGUGGCUUGCCGCGUCUCUCCAUCCGCAGCCUCGUGGCAGUCUGCACCUUCAUGACCACAGGCGCCAUCGCAUCGACUCUCUCCAAUACGCUGCUGCCACCUGUCGCCUCGGCCGCCCCCGUUGCCCCGCCUGCUAACGCCUGGAUGGCUGCCCUUUCAGUGAGUGCGGCCUCGCUGCUGCUGCUGCUCAUCAGAAGCAUCGUGUCGCCGCCCGCCACACCUUCUGUCGCAAAGGACCAGCCACCCAAGGCAGCAGCGCCAGGGGCGGUGCCUCCUGUGCUGCUGCUCUCCUCUAUGCUCUCGGGAGCAGUCUUUGCUGUUGGCCUCACCUUCAGUGGCAUGCUCAACCCGGCCAAGGUGAAGGCCUUUCUGGAUCCCAUUCAUGGGUGGGACCCCAGUCUUGCGUUUGUGAUGGGGGGAGCCGUACUCUUCAAUUUAGUCGCAUUCCACCUCGUUCUCAAACAGCGGCAUCCGCUGUUGGUCCCAGCCUUUUCGCUCCCCACUCGGAAAGACAUCACCAAGGAGCUGGUCAUUGGGUCGGCUAUCUUUGGACUGGGGUGGGGGCUUGCUGGAUUUUGCCCAGCACCUGCCCUUGUUAGCGCUGUCACUGGCAAGGUGCCUAUUAUGGUGUGGUUGGCUUCUCUGGUUGUUGGGAUGAAGGUCUACAAUGUUAUGUACAGCUAA